This is a messenger RNA of Paraphaeosphaeria sporulosa, 2526 nucleotides long. RefSeq names its product DUF590-domain-containing protein. Lineage: Eukaryota; Fungi; Ascomycota; Dothideomycetes; Pleosporales; Didymosphaeriaceae. The transcript is spliced from 5 exons. Gene Ontology annotation, molecular function: chloride channel activity. Gene Ontology annotation, biological process: chloride transmembrane transport. The coding region runs from base 115 to 2301 and encodes 728 amino acids. Gene Ontology annotation, cellular component: cortical endoplasmic reticulum. The record is from RefSeq and is a predicted model, not a curated record.
CACAGCUUCCCUGUCUUUCCUUAAAUCUGGAGGGAUUAAGUCCUCCACGGCACUUCCUCCCUAUAACUCAAGUUUUCUCACCUAGAGAAGCUCUAUCUGAGCUCAUUCGGCGCUAUGGCCAAGAGUCAGGCUCCCCAGACGAAUAUGGAUGUAGACUAUGUAGUUGUCUACAAGUUUGAGAAGAGAGAUAGGACGAAGGCAAUUGCGCAGUUCGAAAAACUCGUCGAGGCGCUCUCCAAAGUGGGGUUGCAGACGGAGGUCCGCAAUGGAGGCUCGCAGUCUGUCUUGCUCUUCGUAAAAGUCGCGUCAGACGAGCACCUGUACGGUGAAGUGUACAGGUCGCGAGUCCGCGACUGGAUCCACGGCGUGCGAGCUGCCGCCCCGCCCAAAGAGACCCGCGAAGCCAUCGACUCCGAGCCUCUCUACGAAGCCGAGCGCCUGCGCAUCAUAUAUCAGCUCAUCACAAAUCCGGUAGCCGAAGGCGGUGCUGGUAUCACGCCGAAAGAAGGCGAGUGGGAGGAUGUGCAGUCCAUAUUCGCGUUGCACGACCGCGCGUACAAUGACGAUUGGAUCAAGAAAUGGAGCACAUCCUACUUCCUUAAGACGGAAGACUUGGACGAGAUUCGCAACCGCUUCGGAGAGAAGAUUGCCUUCUACUUCGCCUUUACACAAUCGUACUUCAGCUUCCUACUCUUCCCCGCGGCUUUCGGUACUGCGGCAUGGCUCUUCCUCGGACACUUCUCCGCCGUAUAUGGAAUUGUGAGCUGUCUCUGGUGCAUCAUCUUCACCGAGUACUGGAAACAUCAAGAGGUCGAUCUCGGCGUGCGCUGGGGUGUCCGUGGCGUAUCUCGCAUCGAGCACAAAAGGAAGGACUUCCAGCACGAGCACAUCGCCACCGAUCCUGUUACUGGCGAGCAGGUCGGUAUCUUCUCAGUCAAGAAGCGUCUGCAAAGGCAAUUGCUCCAGGUUCCGUUUGCAUUGGCGGCUGCCUCGUUGCUGGGCACACUGAUCGCGACCUGCUUCGGGAUUGAGGUGUUCAUCUCUGAAGUCUACAAUGGACCACUGAAGUGGCUUUUGGUCUUCAUUCCCACCGGCAUCCUGACAACGACCAUGCCCAUCUUGUCAGGUAUCCUGACCAAGAUGGCGACUCAGCUCACUGAAUUCGAAAACUACGAGACGCAUGCUGCAUACGAACACGCUCUGACGCAGAAGAUCUUCGUCCUCAACUUCAUUACGUCUUACCUGCCCAUCUUUCUUACGGCGUUCGUCUACGUUCCUUUCGGUAACAUCAUAGUACCCUACCUCGACAUCUUCAGCGUUGCUGUCAGGCCUUUUGCGGAACACGAAAAGCAACUUCAAGGUCCUGGCGCCGACUGGGCCAUCAACCCGGAUCGCCUCCGCAAGCAGGUCAUAUACUUCACAGUAACCGCGCAGAUUGUGAAUCUCGGACUGGAGCUCAUCGUGCCUUACCUCAAACGCGAGGGCGCCUCCAAGUACAAGAAAUUUCAAACCGAGCGCGCUGCGAAGAACGGUGGAGCUGCUCCCGCCCUUUCUGCAAAUGAUCCGCCAGAGGAUGCCGCUUUCCUCGCACGUGUCCGCGAAGAAGUUGAUCUCGAAGUUUACGAUGUGACCACUGACAUUCGCGAGAUGGUCUUGCAAUUCGGAUACCUCUCCCUCUUCUCCGUUGUAUGGCCCCUUACCAGUGUCUCCUUCCUCAUAAACGACUGGGUCGAGCUGCGUGCCGAUGCGAUCAAGAUCUGCCAGAACAUGCAGCGUCCGACACCUUGGCGCGCUGACACCAUCGGCCCGUGGCUCGACUCGCUCUCCUUCCUCACCUGGCUCGGCAGCCUCACCACCGCUGCCCUCGUCUAUCUCUUCUCCAACGACGGUCUCGGCCCCGACGGCUCGCCCGCCAACAUUCGCGCCUGGGCCCUCCUUCUCACCAUCUUCCUGUCCGAACACGUCUUCUUUGUCGUACGCUUCGGAAUCCGCGUCGCCAUCUCCAAACUCGCGUCGCCAGGUCUCCAGAAAGAGCGUCGCGAAAGGUUUCUGGUUCGUAAGAAGUACUUUGAUGAGAACUUGAAGGGUCUUGAGAGGCUGCCGAAGCUGAAGGAUAUUUCGGAGCAGAUCACGAGGGAGAGUCUCGAGGAGGACGCGAGGAGGAGUAGUCUCAAGGAGAGCACCAUGGAAGAGAGGUUCUGGACACGCCAGAGGGGGUGGAAGGAGACGGUCAGUGUGGGUAAGGAUUUGAUUCAGCGGGCUGAAGUUGAGCAGAGCCCGGAGAGAAAGAAGGAGCUUUGAAGGGUUGAGCCUGUAUCGACAUGUAGCAAGGGCGUUGGAGUGGGAGUGGGAUUGUGACGGCGACUGGAGGGUGUAUACGCCAGGUAGCCUGAAGAAAAGCUGGGACGAUGUCGAUAAAGAAUGUCUGCUUAUUACUAGCGUGGAGUUCCGGCGUGGUCCGCAUGUAAUGUACGUAAACGAAGAUGGAUUUUAUGAUGAGGAUCUAAUCAUCCAUGUAAACUUGAG